CACAUUGCUCACUGUGAAGGAACUUCUUUGACCUGAGUACACUGGACCUCCGGCUACAAUGAAACUCUUCCAGCAAACGGAGGAUGCAACAAAUGAAAGAAAGUUCAUGAAAUCUCAGGUGGAGAAACGUCGAAGGGAGAGGAUGAACCACAGCCUGGAGCGCCUGAGGGCGAUGCUGCUUCAGGAGCCACAACAACUGGGUGCGACUCAGCACAGAGUGGAGAAAGCUGAGAUACUCGAGCACACAGUCCUCUUCCUGCAGAACACGGCCAACGGAGAGGAGACGAGACCUUCUGCUGCUGCUCCUCCUUCUUCUGAUGGUGGUGGUGAUGGGGGUGGAGGCCGGAAACACUCCCUCCGAGACGGCUUCUCCACCUGCCUGCAGACAGCGGCUCAGUUCCUGGGCCCCGAGGGGAAAGGCCUGUGGCUCGAAGCAGCACUGGACGCGUCUCUCGCCGCACGCCUGUCCCGCUCGGACUCCGACCCCGCCGCCGUUCAAAGGAGAACCGGAGAAGGCCGCUCGGCCUCCAGCUCAGCCUCCAGCUCGGCUUCCAGCUCGGCCUCCAGCUCGGCCUCCAGCUCGGCCUCCAGCUCAGCCUCCAGCUCGCUGCCGCGCACAAAGUCCAUUCUUCGGAUGCUGAGGCAAAAGUCCAAGCACAGGCUGCACGCGCCGGACUUGGGCGCCGCUCAUCCGUACCGGCUUCCAGUCCAGCAGGGGUUCCCCAGGAUUCCCCAACAGGCCCGCAGACAAAUCCCGCUUGAGAUGAGACAAGCGAGCAAAAGUCCGGCCGAAAGCAGCCCGGCCAGCCAGACUUUGUGGAGGCCCUGGCCCUGAU
Messenger RNA from Cyclopterus lumpus (lumpfish), 836 nucleotides. RefSeq names its product transcription factor HES-2-like. Gene Ontology annotation, cellular component: nucleus. Gene Ontology annotation, biological process: regulation of neurogenesis; regulation of transcription by RNA polymerase II; anterior/posterior pattern specification. The record is from RefSeq and is a predicted model, not a curated record. NCBI's taxonomy places the organism in Eukaryota, Metazoa, Chordata, Actinopteri, Perciformes, Cyclopteridae. The transcript has 3 exons. Gene Ontology annotation, molecular function: RNA polymerase II cis-regulatory region sequence-specific DNA binding; DNA-binding transcription factor activity, RNA polymerase II-specific; protein dimerization activity. Bases 59 to 835 code for a protein of 258 amino acids.